Arachis ipaensis is the source of this 1504-nucleotide messenger RNA. Lineage: Eukaryota; Viridiplantae; Streptophyta; Magnoliopsida; Fabales; Fabaceae. The record is from RefSeq and is a predicted model, not a curated record.
UUAUGUUAAGUGCAUGUAUCAUGUGAUUGAUAAUUUGAUAUUAUAUCAUUGACUCUUGGGAGUUGAAAAUAGAGCACACGUAACAGGGAAGCCAUUAAUAUAUAGUUGAAGCAAGUAGUGAGAAGUAAAACAAGCUAAUAUGUGCGAGUGUUAGUUGAAGCUAAUGGAAAAAGUAAGUAUCGUAGUCCCUAGUGUUCAGGAAAUAGCCAAGGAGGCAUUAACCUCCAUUCCAGAGCGUUAUGUUCGUCCAGAUGACGAGCGUCCGGUCUUAUCUGCCACCACGACUAAUGAGCCUUUACCUCAAGUUCCAGUCAUUGACAUGGCUAAACUGUUGUCCCAAGAUCUCAACCAAUCUGAACUUCAGACCCUGCACCAUGCAUGCAAACACUGGGGUUUCUUCCAGCUGAUUAAUCAUGGAGUGAGCGGUGGAUUGGUGGAGAAUGUGAAGAAAGGUGUUGAAGAAUUCUUCAAUCUUCCAAUGGAAGAGAAGAACAAGUUAAGGCAGAAGGAAGGAGAGGCAGAGGGAUAUGGUCAGAUCUUCGUGGUGUCUGAGGAACAGAAACUAGAGUGGGCGGACAUGGUUUAUAUGGUGACUAUGCCACCUCACUUGAGGAAACCACACUUGUUCCCCAACCUGCCCCUACCAUUCAGAGAUAAUUUGGAAGACUAUUGCGGAGAAAUGGAAAAGCUUGCAGUGAAAAUGCUUGGCCUUAUGGCUGAUGAUCUUUCUAUACACCCCAUGGAAAUAAGGGACAUGUUAGGUGAAGCUGAGCAAUCAGUAAGGAUGAACUAUUACCCGCCGUGUCCGCAGCCGGAGCUUGCCAUGGGACUGAGCUCUCAUUCUGAUGGUGGUGGCCUCACCAUACUUCUUCAAGCCAAUCAAGUUGAAGGCCUCCAAAUUAAAAAAGAUGGACUCUGGAUUCCUGUUAGGCCCCUGCCUAAUGCAUUCAUCAUUAACAUUGGGGACAUGUUGGAGAUCAUAACGAAUGGAAUCUAUAGCAGCGUUGAACAUCGAGCAACGGUUAACUCAGAAAAGGAGAGGCUUUCCAUAGCAACAUUUUACAACCCUGCUUUAGAUGCUAUUAUUGGUCCCGCACCAAGCCUUGUUACUCCUGAAACACCGGCAGCGUUCAAGAGAAUCGCCGCCGGGGAGUACUUCAAAGGAUACCUCUCACAAGAACUGCGUGGGAAAUCAUUCCUUGAUAGCAUUAGGAUCCCAAAUGGAAAGUGAGGAAACCUCUUACAAGCUCAUAUUAUGUAAUAAGAACACUGAUAAUUGUGUAUGCUGAUUGUUCACGAUAAAAUACCGUGCUACUGCAUAUUCUAUACACUGCAUAAUUUUGUUGUAAACUUGUAAUAGUUACACUAAAUAACUUCAAUCAUGGAGACUAGGAGACUUCUCCAGCUCCUUAGCUUAUACCCAGAAAAAAAAAAAAGAAUUAUUAUCAUAAUUCAUCGGUUGCCACAUUAAGUGGAAUUUAUAUAUUGCCAUUAAUAAUUUUAU